Messenger RNA from Colletotrichum costaricense, 627 nucleotides. RefSeq lists its product as uncharacterized. The record is from RefSeq and is a predicted model, not a curated record. Bases 1 to 627 code for a protein of 208 amino acids. NCBI's taxonomy places the organism in Eukaryota, Fungi, Ascomycota, Sordariomycetes, Glomerellales, Glomerellaceae. The transcript is spliced from 4 exons.
AUGCGCGCGAAAGAAUGCAGCACCAGCAAGCCUCGGAUGGCCGAUCUGCGGUACGCACAUUCUUUUCUUGGAUACCCAGAGAUUUUGACCAACCCUGCCAACGAAGUUACGUCCCAACACGGCGAGUCGAACGACGACGAUGAUGAGAGCAUGGCCCAGGGGGUCACAGCAGGGCUGUCAGUCCCCAAGGUAGGGCCCCCGUCCCCGGCUCUCCCUUUGCUCUACCCCGCCUCAUUGAUUGAGGCCCCCGCCAUCUCCGUUCGGCACUACCGGGGGGCACCACGGGGGGGGGACACGGCCGACGCCGUUACGCACCAUCCAGCGUCCACGACUAGGCAGUGCGAGUACCCGCCGGUUGGCCGCAUCAAAGCAACAACGUACAUCCAUGACUUGCCGCUUCCCGGCGCCGUGCAACGACGGCAUCGUGAUAAUCUCUCACUUCUCUCCCCUUCUUCCUCGCUCGCCUCACACACCUGUGCCCUUUGGUCCAACCUCUUCGGUACUUGGCUCCAGCAGCCGUCAUUGAUGCUGUGCAACCUCGAGACGGCGCUGUGCCAGAAGGAUCCCCAACGCCCGUUGUCGCCCGCCCCCGCUGCUGCUGCUGCUGCUCACCUGAGAUUCACCUGA